Messenger RNA from Echinops telfairi (small Madagascar hedgehog), 4119 nucleotides. It is a transcript of the gene MTMR3, whose product is annotated as myotubularin related protein 3. The record is from RefSeq and is a predicted model, not a curated record. The transcript is spliced from 20 exons. Gene Ontology annotation, biological process: regulation of autophagy; dephosphorylation. NCBI's taxonomy places the organism in Eukaryota, Metazoa, Chordata, Mammalia, Afrosoricida, Tenrecidae. Gene Ontology annotation, molecular function: metal ion binding; phosphatidylinositol-3,5-bisphosphate 3-phosphatase activity; protein phosphatase binding. Bases 175 to 3711 code for a protein of 1178 amino acids.
CAAGAACCCUGAGAGCUCCCAGACCUGGUGUUUCCAAAGAGAUUUCCUUGUGAAACCUUGCAGUAUAAAAAGUUCUUGAGAUAACUUUCGUUUGAUCUCACUUUAAGGGAAAGAAGAGCCUUGCCAGACACUUGAAGGGACGGGGAUCUCUCCUCCUAAUCUGGGCCUCCUGUCAUGGAUGAAGAGACUCGGCAGAGCCUUGAGUGUAUCCAGGCCAAUCAGAUCUUUCCCAGGAAGCAGCUGAUCCGGGAGGAUGAGAAUCUUCAGGUUCCUUUCCUUGAACUUCAUGGAGAGAGCACCGAAUAUGUGGGCCGUGCUGAAGAAGCCAUCAUUGCCCUUUCUAAUUACAGACUUCACAUCAAGUUCAAGGAGUCUCUUGUAAACGUUCCAUUACAGCUUAUAGAAAGUGUUGAAUGCCGAGAUAUAUUCCAACUUCAUUUGACUUGCAAAGACUGCAAAGUUAUCAGGUGUCAGUUCUCAACCUUUGAGCAGUGUCAAGAGUGGCUGAAGCGACUGAACAAUGCAAUCCGACCACCUUCUAAGAUAGAAGAUCUCUUCUCAUUUGCAUACCACGCUUGGUGCAUGGAGGUCUAUGCUAGUGAAAAAGAGCAACAUGGAGACCUGUGCAGACCAGGGGAGCACGUAACGUCCAGGUUUAAAAAUGAAGUGGAAAGGAUGGGCUUUGAUAUGAACCACGCCUGGAGGAUUUCCAACAUCAAUGAAAAGUACAAGCUAUGUGGCAGCUAUCCACAGGAACUCAUAGUGCCUGCCUGGAUCACUGAUAAGGAACUAGAAAGUGUAGCAAGCUUCAGGUCAUGGAAGCGCAUCCCUGCCGUUGUCUACAGUGACGACGAGCACCUAGUGCAGUCCGUGGCUAAAGCUUGUGCCUCUGACUCCCGGACCAGUGGCAGCAAACUCUCAGCUCGGAACAGCCCCAGAGACUUUCCCAACAGGGCCGACCUUUCGGAUGUCGAGUUUGAUUCCUCUCUGUCAAAUGCUUCAGGAGCAGAGAAUUUAGUCAUCCAACCACAGAAACUUUUAAUCUUGGACGCACGCUCCUAUGCAGCAGCUGUGGCAAACCGAGCCAAAGGUGGAGGCUGUGAAUGCCCAGAGUAUUACCCGAACUGUGAAGUGGUGUUUAUGGGGAUGGCAAACAUUCAUUCUAUUCGGAGGAGCUUCCAGUCCCUGCGGUUGCUGUGUACACAGAUGCCAGAUCCGGGAAAUUGGCUCUCAGCUCUUGAAAGCACAAAGUGGCUCCAUCACCUGUCUGUGCUUCUGAAAUCGGCCCUACUGGUGGUGCAUGCUGUGGACCGUGAUCAGCGACCGGUGCUGGUGCACUGCUCAGACGGCUGGGACCGAACCCCCCAGAUUGUGGCAUUGGCCAAGCUCUUGCUAGAUCAAUAUUAUCGAACCAUAGAGGGUUUCCAGGUUCUCGUGGAGAUGGAAUGGCUGGAUUUUGGCCACAAGUUUGCUGACCGGUGUGGUCACGGGGAGAACGCCGACGAUCUGAAUGAGCGUUGCCCAGUGUUUCUGCAGUGGCUUGACUGUGUUCAUCAGCUUCAGAGGCAGUUUCCUUGUUCUUUUGAGUUCAAUGAAGCAUUCCUUGUGAAACUGGUGCAGCACACCUACUCCUGCCUCUUUGGGACAUUCCUGUGCAACAACGCCAAGGAGAGAGGGGAGAAGCACACCCAGGACCGGACUUGUUCUGUGUGGUCCCUUCUUCGGGCAGGCAACAAGGCUUUCAAAAACCUCCUGUAUUCUUCGCAGUCCGAAGCCGUGCUGUACCCAGUGUGCCACGUGCGUAACCUGAUGCUGUGGAGCGCAGUGUAUCUGCCUUCCUCAUCCCCGUCCGCCCCUGCAGAGGACAGCUGUGCCCCGUACCCAGCCCCAGGGCCCGGCCCCGAUGAAUCACCCCCAAGCCGGCUACCAAAGACUAGAUCAUUUGACAAUCUGACCACAGCCUGCGACAGCACAAUGCCUCUGGCCAGCCGGCGCAGCAGUGACCCGAGCCUGAAUGAGAAGUGGCAGGAGCACCGGCGCUCAUUGGAACUGAGCAGCCUGGCUGGGCCUGGGGAGGAGCCCCUAGAUGCUGACAGCCCGGGGAAGCCAGCCAGAGUACUGGGGGGUGCUGAGCUGCUGGUUGCAGCUGGGGUGGCAGAGGGGCAGAUGGAGAACAUUUUGCAAGAGGCCUCCAAAGAGGAGGGUGGUCUAGAGGAGCUGGCCCAGAGGGCAGUCGUGCAGCUCCGAGCAGUCAAAGAGGAGCCGCUCUUGGAAAAGGAGAGCUGGAGGAAGAUGCCCGAGGGUCCCGCCUUUGUCGCAGAUAGAGACCCAGAGCUGGAGGAGACCCCCCAAGGGAGCCACGCAGGCACCAGCCUGUCGGUAUUCUCACAGGCUUGUUCUGAGCAGCCAGGCGGGCCCAGUGUGUUCACAAGUCAGCUCUCAGUGCCCCCUGGCAGGGAGGACACCCAGACCAUCUCUGUGGAGCCCCCUCUGGGAGGAGGCACUCCAGAGCAUCCGGAGGAGCUGCUGCUUGCGCCUCCAGUAGAUGCACAGGCAGGUUGCGGCCCCACACAGCCAGGUUCUCUGCCGUCCACCCAUGUCCCCUGUGAGACCAGAGGACCACAUGUGGACAGUUCCGUGGACAUGUUGAUGGAAGAGAAGGUGAAGCCAGAUCCUGGGCCCCACAGCCAUCACAGACCUUGUCUGGUACACAGUGACAGACUCACUGGCAAGGCCAUGGUUGCCCACGCCAUGGAGCCCAGGCUUCCGGAGAGAAGCCUGGCUGAGAGACCUCCAGUGGGGCCUGAGGUGCACAGGACUUCCUCUGGCCGUACUCGCAGCCCCACACGUUCCCCUGGUGCCUUGCCUUUAGCUGAAUGUAAAGAGGGAUUUAUAUGCAAUGGCGCCCCAGAGACUGAAAACAAGGCCUCAGAGCAGCCUCCGGAGGUUAACAUGCUCCAGAAGUACCCCACGCCCAAUGGGCACUGCACUAAUGGCGAGGCUGGUCGGAGCAAGGACGCCCUGAUACGCCAGCUAUCUACUGGGAGCUGCAACUCCACCCACAUACACUCACGGAACUUGCACCACAAGUGGCUGCACAGCCACUCAGGAAGGCUGUCUGUAACCAGCAGCCCUGACCAGCCUUCUCGAAGCCACCUGGAUGACGAUGGCAUGCCUGUCUACACGGACACUAUCCAGCAGCGCCUGCGUCAGAUUGAGUCUGGCCAUCAGCAGGAAGUGGAGAUCUUGAAGAAGCAGGUUCAGGAGCUGAGGAGUCGCCUGGAGAGCCAAUACCUGACUGGCUCCUUACGUUUCAAUGGGGACUUUGGGGAUGAAGUGACUUUAAUCCCCGGCUUGGAAAGCAAUCUGGAUCAGAACUGUUUGUCUCGCUGCAGCACAGAGAUUUUCUCUGAAACCAGCUGGGAGCAGGUGGAUAAACAGGACACGGAGAUGACCCGUUGGCUCCCUGACCACCUGGCUGCCCACUGCUUUGCGUGUGACAGUGCCUUCUGGCUCGCCAGCAGGAAGCAUCACUGCAGGAAUUGUGGGAAUGUCUUCUGCUCCAGUUGUUGUAACCAGAAGGUUCCGGUUCCCAGCCAGCAGCUCUUCGAACCCAGUCGAGUGUGCAAGUCUUGCUACAGCAGCCUCCAUCCCACGAGCUCCACCAUUGACCUUGAACUGGACAAACCCAUUGCUGCCACUUCAAACUGAAGCUUAAGUGACCCGGGGCAGAGGCCCAGCUGCUGUUUCUUGGACAGGCCCACAUAGCCUGGGCACACUGAGAGCUCGUGCAUCUUGGAUUUGGGGCUUGGAACCAACUGUGGAGAAUGGCAGAAAGUUGGGAUGUACCACUGGAUUGUAGACUGGUCCUCCCCCGCCCCCCCACCUUUGCUGUUCCUCAACCCCUUUUCCAUUGUCCCUCUACCCUCAAAAAAGAAAAAUCUCCCUGAUUGGCUUAAUUUUAAAAAAAAUUUUAAAUGGCAGGCAAGAGGCUCCCACCCCCCUGUAGCUGCCCAGGGCUGUGCUGCUGGUUGAUCUGGCUCCUUGGAGUGGGAGGGGCCAGGAGCGAGACCUGAGGCUGAAGGAGCACAGAGGAAAGCAGUGUUGGCAUUGUGACCG